This is a messenger RNA of Aphanomyces invadans, 1268 nucleotides long. RefSeq lists its product as hypothetical. Gene Ontology annotation, molecular function: calcium-dependent phospholipid binding; calcium ion binding. The transcript has a single exon. The record is from RefSeq and is a predicted model, not a curated record. NCBI's taxonomy places the organism in Eukaryota, Oomycota, Saprolegniomycetes, Saprolegniales, Verrucalvaceae. Gene Ontology annotation, cellular component: cytoplasm. Bases 139 to 1140 code for a protein of 333 amino acids.
CGCGGUGCAAAGUCGGCAGCCCUUUCGCAAAGUCAAUGGGUAGCCACGUCGUACGGUGCCAAACGCGGUGGCGGCCGACAGCCAUGGCGCUCACUUUGCAACUUGCAUCCCUACGAACAAAUCCCCCGCUCGAUUCCCAUGACCUUUUUCAACGUGUACUCGCAAGAAACGCGCGAUGCCCACAACGGCGCCACGAUCUCGACGUCGUCGCCGGAAAUCGACAACCUCGUCAACGAGAUUUACUCGGCCGCCGCUGGUUUCGGCACGGACGAAGACCGGUUGAGCCACGCGCUGGGCAACCGCACGACCCGCGAACGCUACUUGAUCAGCGUUCGGUACCCGCAGAUCCACAAGAAGUCGCUGCUGGAUGAAGUCAAGAGCGAAACGUCCGGUGACUACGGCAAAGCUCUCGAACUGUUGGCCCAGCCGCUGGAAGACGCUGAAGCUACCAUCCUGCGCGAUGCGACCAAGGGCUCUGGUACCAACGAAGACCUCAUGUACCCUCUCCUGGGCGGCCGCUCCCCUGAAGAGCUUGCCAUCUUGAAGAAGGCGUUCUUCCAAAAGUACCAAGAAGACUUGGUCGUGGUCGUAGCCGACGAUGUCGGUGGCGACCUCAAGAAAGUCUACUUGGCUGCUUUGAACUCGUUCGCUCAGACGUACGAUCCGGCCGUCCACACGCGCCACAAGGCCGAAGAAAUUGCGGAAGUUAUCUACAAGGCCGGCGAAGGCAAGUGGGGCACCGACGAAAGCGCAUUUGUGAAUGCGUUAUACUCGAUCCCGUCCGAGUUCCUUGCCGCCGUCGAUGCUGCCUACAAGGCCAAGCACAACCACGGGCUGAUUGUUGCGAUUGAAAAGGAAUUUAGCGGUGAUGCUGAACGCGCCCUCAAGUUCCACGUCCAGAUCCAACUCAACACGGUCGAAGCGAUCGCGGACCAGUUCGAGAAGACCAUGAAAGGCCUCGGCACGGACGAAUAUGGCUUGACGGCUGCCUUGAUCCGGUAUUCGUCGAUCUUGCCUCAAGUUGCCCAAGUCUACAAAGCCAAGCAUGGCAAGCACCUCCGCGAACGCAUCCAUGGCGAAACCAGCGGCGACUUUCAGAAGUUGCUCAUGAUCGUGUACGAUCGCGCGAUGCGCCACUAAAUAUUUUAUUGCAGGACCAACCGUGCCUGCGCCCCCUACACGCCAAGCAAAGUUGUAGGGCCCUAGGCGAUGGACUAGAUCGAAUAGACUGUCGUAAACGCAUAAACUAAUGUCGACAUCAUCUCCAA